AAAAAACUCGUUGACUUCGAAUGGAGAACGAUACUUUUCCCGAUCAAACCGCAAGCACUUAUGUAGCAAUUGGCCUGUAUUGCGUUCUUGGUGUGGCUUUAAUAGCAGCAAAUUUUAUGGUACUCUUCCUCGUUUACAAAAACCACAGCUUAAGGACGCCAACUAACACAUUGUUGGUUAGCUUAGCAGUUAGUGAUCUUUCGACGGGCCUUCUUGCUAUCCCUUUCACAACUGCAUGUUCAUUGACUAUUGAAAAGUCCACUUGUAUUACCAUGGAUGUUUUUGUGAGGUUCUUGGCGUUUUCCUCUGUGGCGCAUUUAACUGUAUUGACUUUUGAGCGAUAUCUGCGAAUAACCAAGCCCUUUUUAUACAGAGCACGUGUGACUAAAGCAACUACUCAUCGUGUGAUCUUUGGGAUGUGGGCUUUCUCUCUCGCUAGUUCUUUAUCACAACUUAUUUGGAUUAGCAAUGAAGACCUCAGUGAACAARAUCAGCUUAAAAUCGACAUCAUCUACGACUGCGUCUCGUUUGCGAUCAUUGUURUCSUCCCUUUGAUCGUAAUUUCAGCCAUUUAUAUCGCUAUCUUCAAGUACAUCAGGAAACAAAACAUCAGAAGAUCCGMAGCAACGAGACGAACGAGCCACAAAAGGGCUAAAACAGGGGAGAAGAAACUCUUGCUCGUCUUCCUGGCAAUGAUUGUGGUCUUUAUUCUUGGUUCCUGUAUGUACUUUUACUGGACAUUGAUGAUGGAUCUCUAUGAGUAUCACAACAUUCGCUUCACGCCACUUUCUCGUGAUAUCUUUGUUAUUUCCACCAUGUUCUUUCGAUUCUUUUCCUCGUUAUGUAACCCGCUGCUAUUGACUUACUUCAAACAMGAUUUCUUAACAGCCAUGAAGGUAGUUAUGAACAGAAAAUGAAUCUUAACUCGAUGGUUYAAUCAAAAUCAAUCUCAAAAAAUUACUAAUUGGCAUAACUUUCACGUCAGUCUAGGAUCAUAGUAAUUGUUUGGGGCGCACUUCAUCUUUUUACGAACUGCUAAGUGGACUUGACAUCCAUACAAGRUUCCAAUUUUUUCCAUUCAAAAGAUUUGAUAUGUAGUACAUAAAUUAAAAUAAGUAAAUAAAGUAAAUUUGACUGUAUUUUUAAGGGAUAUUAAACCAAUUAAUGGGCUUACUUACAUGUAAUAAGAGCCCUUAAAGAAACUGAAUAACUUUGGCAGCCGUCGAAAGCAAUAWCGAUGAGGGUGGGGCCGUUUAAAAGACAAAAAAUAGGYUGUGCGUUCUUUCGACUUGCAGAAUAUGUUUCAYURYUUUGGAAUUCAAGUCCUUUCGGUACAGUAUCCCGUCCUCUCCCUCCCUCCMUCGUAACRAAGUGACUGCUCAUGAAUCAAUCGAUACUCACUCGUUUAUAGUUCUCCGACAAUCCCUUCCUAGUCAACAUGCUGACAAGACCUGACACAUCGUUAUUAUUAUGUCGUUCGUAA
Messenger RNA from Exaiptasia diaphana, 1483 nucleotides. Its product is annotated as histamine H2 receptor-like. The coding region runs from base 21 to 917 and encodes 298 amino acids. Gene Ontology annotation, biological process: G protein-coupled receptor signaling pathway. NCBI's taxonomy places the organism in Eukaryota, Metazoa, Cnidaria, Anthozoa, Actiniaria, Aiptasiidae. Gene Ontology annotation, molecular function: G protein-coupled receptor activity. The record is from RefSeq and is a predicted model, not a curated record. Gene Ontology annotation, cellular component: membrane. The transcript has a single exon.